AUGGUAACAGGUGAAGACUUAUCAAAUCCGUUAAUGGCUGACACUUUGCCAAAAAGUGUGAGAAUUUUACCAGCACGUUUCAAAAAUACUACAAGGGCAGAGACAAGUAGGAAAACUAAAGGAUUCCCGAUAUUAAGCACAAGUCUGUCGAAUUGGUCUGAGCUUCAAUAUGAUCUGCUGGUUCUAAUAGUUAAGCAUAUAAAUUUAUUGAGGAAGUAUCAUAAUUUUGCGGCCGUCUGUAAAUCUUGGCAAUGUGCUGCCACCAAGGACAAUUUCAACAGUGACAUGCCUAGAAUUUCGUGGUUGAUGUUAGCAGAGGAUCAGGAGGAUAAAGACAAUUCCUGUCGAAAAUUCUUCAGCCUCUACAGUGGCAUGAUUUUAAACAAGAGGAUUCUGAAAGCCAUAGAAAAACGAUGUCUAGAGUCUAUGGGAUGGCUAAUCACAAUCGGGAAAGAUGAGAGUGAAACAAGCCUGCUACAUCCCUUCUCGGGUGUUGAGAUCGAAUUGCCCCAUCCAAAUACCACCAAAGAUUAUGAAGACCAUGAGGGAGGCUAUCCAUGGACUUUUUUUCACAAAGCAAUUUUAUCAGCUAGUCCUUCUCAUACAUCGAACUACAUUCUCGCUGUGAUUGACGAAAAUAUGAAAUUCUUCCAUUUUUGGAGGCCAGGAGAUUUGAGAUGGACCAGGAUUGACAACAGAAACUCUCCCUAUAAACACAUACAUCGUGAUCUGGUCUAUUAUACUGAAAAAAUUUAUGCAGUUGAUUGGUGUGGUCGUGUGUUAGUCUAUGAUGUACCUGGUUCUAGUACCACUCACACUCAAAUAGUAGCCAUCUUACCACCUCAACACAAGGGAGACGAGUUCUAUAUCCUAGAAUUAAUGGGAUCAUUAUUUGCAAUUAUUCGAUACGGUGUACAGAGUAGAGCGCCCAUCAGGGAAGAUAGCAGCAUGAGGAUUUCAUUAACACCAAUUUAUCCCAAUGAUAGUAAGGAAACUUAUGAGACAACAAAUUUUGGAGUUUUUGAGGUCGAUUUAGCCGCUGGAGAAUUGAGGGAAACCAAGCAAGUAGGGGACAAAGCUCUUGUUUUGGGUGCUAAUGCAUCUAUCUCAGUACAGGCUUCUCAAUUUCCAGGAGUCAAGCACAAUCAUAUUUAUUAUACUGAUGAUUUUGUGGAAUCAUACCUCUUCUAUGAAGAAGGGGGUGGCAGGGAUAUGGGUGUUUAUAACAUAGCAAAUGGCAGCUCCGAGGCUCACUACAACGGUGUUUCUCUCAGUUGUGUUUGUCCACCAAUUUGGGUCACUCCAACCCUGUAUUGA
This is a messenger RNA of Solanum verrucosum, 1317 nucleotides long. RefSeq names its product putative F-box protein At1g65770. The transcript is spliced from 3 exons. The coding region runs from base 1 to 1317 and encodes 438 amino acids. NCBI's taxonomy places the organism in Eukaryota, Viridiplantae, Streptophyta, Magnoliopsida, Solanales, Solanaceae. The record is from RefSeq and is a predicted model, not a curated record.